AUGGCAUCCGAAAAGGAACACCUCUCUCUUGUGGUGACCGGACACGUCGAUGCUGGAAAGAGUACAACAACGGGACAUCUCAUCUUCAAGCAGGGUGGCAUCUCGGAACGCGAGAUGCAAAAGCUCCAGGCCGCUGCCGAAGAGAAUGGAAAGUCUUCCUUCGGAUUCGCCUACUUCCUUGAUACCAACAAGGAAGAACGUGAGCGUGGUGUCACCAUCCAGUCCAAUACAAAGGACUUUUACACUGACAAAUACCACUAUACCAUCGUCGAUGCUCCCGGUCACAAGGAUUACAUCAAGAAUAUGAUUACGGGAUCCGCGACUGCCGAUGUUGGUCUAUUGCUCGUCCCCGCCGAAAAAGGAGGUUUCGAGUCCGCCAUUGCUAAGGCCGAUCCCAAAAUGGGGGUCGAAGAAGGGCAAACUCGUCAACAUGCCCGCCUCUUGUAUUUGCUCGGCGUGGAGCAAAUCAUUGUGGGUGUCAACAAGAUGGACUCUUGCAACUGGUCUGAGGAUCGCUUCAACGAAAUCAAGGAAGAAUUCAGCAAGAUGCUCCAAUUGAUUGGAUACAAGCCCAAGAAGGUUCCAUUCAUUCCAUACUCUGGUUUCCACGGAGACAACCUUGUCGAAAGAUCUGACAAGGCUCCUUGGUACAAGGGCUGGUCCGCCAACUUGGGCCCCAAGCAAAAGGUGACUGGCUUUACCAUUGUGGAUGCAUUGAAUGAUUUCUUCCGUCCACCCCAGCGCUUCCCUCAAGCUCCAUUGCGAGUCCCCAUUUCCAACAUCUACAACAUCAAGGGAGUUGGCCAAAUCAUUGCUGGCACCAUUGAGCAAGGAACCAUCCGUCCCGGUGAUAUCGUCGGAAUUGCUCCAUCUGGACUUACUGGAAAGAAAGUCUUUUCGAUUGAACAACACAGGAAGGUCUUGGAUUCUGCUGGACCUGGAAACUCAGUGGGAAUAUCCAUCAAGGGUAUUGCCAAGGAUGAAAAGGUCAAUGCCGGAGACAUCAUUUAUCUCGAGAAGGAAGGAUCCUUGGCUCCCGUCAAGAGUUUCACCGCCAUGGUGGCAGUCCAAGAGCAUCCAGGUGUCUUGAAGCCAGGAUACACUCCUAUCAUUUUUUCUCGUACUGCCAAGGUUGCUUGCAAAAUCACCAAGAUUCUAUGGAAGCAAUCCAAGAAGACUGGUGGUGCCAAAGUGGAGAAUCCUACAGAGUUGUCUCAAUUUGAGAACGCUGAGGUCGAAUUCGAGCCUACCGCACCCUUGUUCUUGGAGCCAUUCGAACAGUGCGCCGCAUUGGGACGCAUUGCUGUGAUGGAUUCCAACCGCUUGAAGAUGCUUGGAAAGGUUACUGGUGUCACAAGCAAGGAGAUAUAA
Messenger RNA from Cylindrotheca closterium, 1371 nucleotides. The record is from the annotation of a GenBank genome assembly. Lineage: Eukaryota; Bacillariophyta; Bacillariophyceae; Bacillariales; Bacillariaceae.